Molecule: messenger RNA, 2754 nt
Organism: Zasmidium cellare ATCC 36951
Lineage: Eukaryota; Fungi; Ascomycota; Dothideomycetes; Mycosphaerellales; Mycosphaerellaceae
Exons: 1
Coding region: 1-2754 (917 amino acids)
Molecular function (GO): phosphatidylinositol binding
Source: RefSeq, a predicted model, not a curated record
AUGGAGUCUGCGAUAUCCCAACCCCCGCCGGGCUCGAUUCUUACAGGCAAACAAGAGCAUUACCUCAAGCGCGAGCUCAUAUCCCACCAGACACAGUGGGAGAUCCGCGAGCUAUCACAUCCCACCGCCCUCCAGCGAUUUGGGGCUCCCUUCCGCUCAGACAAGGGCGAGGUUCCGCCAGAGGAAUCAGAACUGCCAUUGCUACGAUACAUCUUCGUCCACCAUGUACGAAACUUUCCAUUCCUCAAUCAGGCCAAGGAGAAGGAGUUCUGGCAGGAUAAGCUGCAGACCUUCUUGGAAAGCUUUGCAACAAAACACAUCUCUUCAGCGGAGGAUCGGCUGGAGCAGACCAAAAGAGCAAAGUUGGCUCAGAAAGCUACGAAGCUCGUGGAGCUGAUGAUGGUUUCUGGAAUACCCACAGCUUCAGGAUAUGAAGAGCGCAUACGCUUCUCCGAAAUGGAGGUGGUUGAAAGAGGCGCGAACGAAAGUGGCCUUGUCGUCAACAUGCCAGAAGGACACAUGAUUAACGGCUGGGACGUCAACGUUGCUGGUGUUCGCUUGAUCAGCGUCAAGAGGCAUGUGCGGCAUCAUAAGCAUGCAGAGUUCUUACUGCGGGUGAAGCGUAACGAUGAGGGUGAGAUAUACGUCGCCAGGAGAUUCGGCGACUUCUCUCGAAUGCACAAAAAGCUGCGCUUAGAGCUGCCUGGCAAAGUCCUGCCACCACUCCCUAGGAAGAACAAGGCACAGUCGAUCUACAGCGGUCGGGACGAUGAUGACACUGACAGUCUCUCCUCCAUAUCCACCCAGGGCACAAUCGCUCCAACCCCAGACACCCCCGAACAAGGCGGUGGCUUCCGCGCCUACCUCUCUUCAUGGACUGGUAGCAGUACACCAAGCAGCAGACAUAGCCGCAACGCAUCUCGAGUAUCGCUGGCCGCUCCCUCUCCUCGCCCAUCGGUCGAAUCGUCCAGAGAGCUUACUACGAGUUCAGCUCCAGAGCCUAUUGCCGACACAGUCUUGCACAGAGAAGAACAACGAGUCUCGCUCAGGGCAUUCCUGCGCAACUUUCUUCAAAAUGAAGCAAUUGCCAACUCAAAAGCGAUGCAUGACUUCUUGGCGGAAGACCCUAUCAAACCGACCGACGAAGAGAAAUAUGACAUUGAACGAAGGAAGCACAUGGACGAGAAACGUCUGGAAGAGCAGCGACAAUUCUUCGAGAUCGCGAGACAACGUGCAAGAGAGCUGGACGUGCAUAUGGAGAAGUUCAGACGCAGCGUUGUCGAGAGCAACGGACUGCGAAAUCUGUUUGCCGAGAUCAAGAGGAAGGAGAAGAUCGCAGACCUGGAUCCUGAGUACAAGAAAUUUGCCGAAUGGCUUCGGAUAGAGGUCGCUGCGACACUGUACCACCUGUUCCUCGCCGAAGACAACUCUCCAGAGCUUUUUGCCCAAUUCAAGCGGAUACAUAGCUUGGUCCCGUACACGGCCUUGAAGCAGGUCAUUCGGUUCACGAAUCCGGCCGCGGUCAUGGCCAGCGUCCUUGACAUCUUCAUGGCUCAACCUCUUGGAACGAAGUCGCUGCUCCAACGAAUCUUCGGUCUUGCUGUGGGUGACGGCAUUCGGACUCUGCAAAAGUCAAUAGACAGCCUGACCACAAAGAUCGAUGAGCCAGACUAUACGGUGAAGAUCAAGAACUAUAUCGAAGCUGACGAGGACAUCAAAGAAACAGUGAAGUUAAGCGCCAAGGAGGAGCAAGUGGAUCUGCUUAUCAAGGUCCUUCAGAGUGACGAGAUCGAGCCUGAGUUGUCAAGUGAACAGAUUGGCAGAGCUUUCAAUGCCUACGUGGCUUGGGACAAUGCCGUUGAGAAUGUUGACGAAGAAAUGCGCCAAGGCGCAGAGCUGUUUGCACGAUUGAAGCAGCUCCUGAAGCUUCAUACUCGACAAAGGGACAAGCGGAUGAUGCUGGAAAUGGUGGAAGAGUCGAACACAUUACGACUGUUCCGCGAUCUCUUCACCAUCUUCUACGAACCACUUGUGCGCGUGUACAAGAGUGCGAACGUGUACAACAGCGUCACAGACUUUGCACGCUUCGCAGACGACGCUAUCCAAACGAUCGAGAAGGCGCAGCGUCAAGACGUCUCUGCGGAUCCCAACCAAACCGUCCAGAGCUUCAUCGACCUCUGCGAAAGACACGAAGAAGACCUGUACAAGUUCAUCCACGAAGUCCACAUGCACGACAACGGCCUCUUCGACAAGCUGAUGAUCUGGAUCGAAGGCAUUCUCGACUUCCUCCGCAAUGGCCCCAAGGGUGGCAAGCUGGACAUGAACGCCCUCUUCCAAGGCGCACUAGAAAUGAAACAAGUCGAUCGGGACAUCGUCUUGCAAGAGAUCAACAGCCUGAUCAAAUGGCAAACGGCCCGCAAGCGAUGGCACUCAGACAAGACCCGCCAGAAGAUGGCUUCCGGUGGUCAAGAAUCCGACGCAGUAGCCGGUCUGUCAGCUACCUUCAAGCCGGACGACUUCGGCCUGAACCCAAUGGACUUACAAGACCUGAACAUGGACGACGACGACGACGAGUUCUCCGAAUCCGGCGACGAGGAAGAAGCCGACCCCAUCGCCGCCGAACGCAAACGUCGCCAGAAGCGACAGGAUAUGCUGAAGCGGACGGCGGGCGAGCCGCUCAAGCCAGACAUCUCCGAGGUGCAUAAGAUGAUGCCGCAGUUCGUGGCGAUGUUGCGCAUGGUGUUGGCGGAGUAG